GAUGGAGGAUAUAGUCAUUGUUUGAGAAGUUUCUGUCAUUACGGUAAAAGGUAUUUCACAUUGAAACGGAACGAGGUUAUCGAGCUUUUCCAGAGUGUUUAGCGAAGAAGCAGACAGUUUAUUGACUGCUGUCAUGGCUUUACGAAUCUGUGGCUUUUUCCGACAGGGAAUCUACACAACGUCGGCUGUUUGGAGUGGAGCAGUCCGAGCUCGCCUGAAAAGCUCGUGUCCGGUUCAGAUCAGCCAUCUGGAUCAUCUCGUGCUGACGGUUCGGGAUGUGAAGAGAAGCACGGAUUUCUACUCUUCAGUCUUGGGAAUGGGUGUAGUUACAUUUAAGGGAAACCGUAAAGCAUUGAGCUUUGGAGAGCAGAAAUUCAACCUACAUGAGGUUGGGAAAGAGUUUGAGCCAAAAGCCAAUAAUCCUGUGCCGGGCUCAGCCGAUCUUUGUCUCAUCACGAAGACCCCACUAGAAACAGUCGCUGCCCAUCUGAAGGAAUGUGGUGUGAAGAUUGAGGAAGGGCCAGUCGAGAGGACAGGAGCGGUCGGCCCCAUCAAGUCCCUGUACUUCCGAGACCCUGACCACAACCUGAUAGAAGUUUCCAACUAUAGCAACUAAGACUUGAACAACAGCACACUAAUUGUGGAGGAAUCUGAUAUUUGUCUGUUACUCUCUUAACAAUAAAUCCUGGACCAAAAUCAUCCGAAAGAAUUGUGAAAAUACAAAACUGUAACACUUUUGAAAAUGUACAUUUCUGGUAGAUGCCUAUGGCAAAUGCAAUAAAAUAUAUCAUGUUUUUUUGAGA
Hemibagrus wyckioides is the source of this 803-nucleotide messenger RNA. It is a transcript of the gene glod5, whose product is annotated as glyoxalase domain containing 5. Bases 134 to 616 code for a protein of 160 amino acids. The record is from RefSeq and is a predicted model, not a curated record. The transcript has 4 exons. Lineage: Eukaryota; Metazoa; Chordata; Actinopteri; Siluriformes; Bagridae.